Molecule: messenger RNA, 1532 nt
Organism: Anopheles coustani
Lineage: Eukaryota; Metazoa; Arthropoda; Insecta; Diptera; Culicidae
Product: zinc finger protein OZF-like
Exons: 5
Coding region: 60-1355 (431 amino acids)
Biological process (GO): regulation of cytokine production; negative regulation of transcription by RNA polymerase II; regulation of immune system process
Cellular component (GO): nucleus
Molecular function (GO): zinc ion binding
Source: RefSeq, a predicted model, not a curated record
CAUCACUCGUCUGAGGUUGUUCCUUUAUACCAUAAAUAAUUUAUUAAACAAUAACUAGAAUGGAGCCUGUUUGUAUAUUAUGCGAAGAGAAGUUCAAUGCCGAUCAGUCCAAGGAUUUAGCAGAUCAUGCUAAAAUAUUCUUCAGCAUUACUGCUAUCGAUAUUUCCGUUUGGGAAGGUAUAAAUUUGCUGAAAAUAUGCAACUUAUGUGAAGAAAAACUGUUGCAGUAUGAGAUCUUUCGUUCGCUUUGCAUUAAAGUAUGCACAAAGCUAAGUCAGCAUUCUAGAGUCGUAGAUGUUUCACCGUCGCCAUUGGUAAAGUUUGAAGAUAAAAUCGAAGGUGCGUUGUGUGCUGAUGAUAAACUACUCAAUAAUACAAAUACUGCGAUCGAAGAUAACAGGCAGCCAAGUUCUGGGAAAAAAUUGAAAACAGUCGUAGAAAAUGAAUCAAACGACAGAGCCUUUGAAAGCGACGUACAAAACGAUAAUGAGGUGUGUGCCAACGAUUCGUCAGAUAGCAGUGAAAAGAGGAGCACGUUACAAGUACCAGAGUGCCAUUUAUGUGGAAAAAAAUUUCGCAUGAAAAAUCAUCUGGAGGGACAUGUAAGGGUGCACCAAGGGCUUAAGCCUGCAUUAUGUAAACUUUGCGGGAAAUCAUUCAUCAGAUGGCACAGUCUUAAGCUGCAUGUGCUUCAAAAGCACACAGAGCGUCGGAGCGAUGCGCCAAGGACCUCCUUCAAGUGCGAUUUCGCCGGGUGCGAAUUGGCAUUCACAAAUAAGCAAGGUAUGUUGCAUCACCGCAAAAAGCACAAUCCAGAGUACACUAAACCCGCUCCAACGACGUUUGUGUGUGAGUUAUGUGGCAAAACAUUCUCUUCCAAAGGAUCGUUGCAGAAACAUUCCUAUAUUCAUACCGGAAACAUGCCAUUUCACUGUGCAGUAUGUGAUAAAAGAUAUCCUACUUCACACAAGCUAAAGGAGCAUACCAUGCGCCACCAGGGCAUAAAAAAUCAUACAUGUCCUCAAUGUGGUCUCAAGAAGACGACAAUGCACGAGCUAAGAGUACAUAUGAAUUAUCAUACGAAGGAAAGAACCUUCCCAUGUGGAUUCUGUACCAAAAUUUUCAUGAAUACAGGUAAUCUUGCUACCCACGUGAAAACUGUGCAUCAAAAACUAACACCGUUCAGCUGCACGCACUGCAGUCGAUCUUUUGGUAAGAAAGAAUCGCUGAAACGUCAUAUAAUGACCCACACUGGCGAACGACCACACGAGUGUUCUGUAUGUGGCAAGCGCUUCAUUCAAUUAGUAGCCCUUCGCAGUCAUUCAAAAGUACAUACAAAAAAAGGAAACUGUUAAAUUACACCUAGUUAACCGUCACCCGUUCAACCAAAGCUACCUACGUAGACGUACAACCGGACUAAACGGGGAGUCCAUACAUUUUGUAUGGGAGACUCCGUUUUCCUGUACUUCAGACUAAAUAACUUGUUAUCUAGACGUCGGAUCGAUUUGAAAUUUUAAGUGAAGAUGCUUGAG